Messenger RNA from Spirometra erinaceieuropaei, 1703 nucleotides. NCBI's taxonomy places the organism in Eukaryota, Metazoa, Platyhelminthes, Cestoda, Diphyllobothriidea, Diphyllobothriidae. The record is from the annotation of a GenBank genome assembly.
AUGGUCGUAGUGGUCGCUCACUUGCUUGCAGGUGAGGCUAUGCCUAGCGUCCAUUUGCUGGCACCCAACUCUCACCUGUGGCUCCACGUAGCCGGGCUCUGCUCAGCGGCCACAACCCGGGCAACCGCCUCGACCGGCAGGCUAAACCAGGUGAGGGUAUCCGUGCGUGCACCUGCACACGCGGUACUGUGGUUUGCGCUGGCCGGAUGGAUCUUCGCGUCGACAUCGUCGAGACGAGGCUCUGCCUGGACCAUCGCAGGAGGCCACCAGGUAAGUUCUUCUUCAGGUAAGUGAAUUUGCUUUGUUUCUUCUCUUUGUAUGUUGAAGUCCCGUGUUGUAUGCUGCUCUUGUUGCUUGCCCUCUAUAUGUUAGUCUGUCUGUUAACAGCUAGAUGAAACUCUUGAUGCCUGCUGCGACUGUCUGUCUGUCAGUCUAUGCCUCUCUCUCUGCUAAUAGCUGGGUGUUACUGUGCUUGAUCUUGAAGGAUGCCCUAUUACUUCUGUCUCUGACUUAUGACUGUGCCUGCUUGUCCACUCUAGCUGUAAGUCCCUAAGCGUUCUGUCGGUGUGUAUGCUCUCUCCUACUUAACUCCAUCAUAUCACCACCAAGGUCCCAGGCUAACUCGGGUCGUUCUCUCACUAACAAAAAGUCGUGGCCCAUAGUGGAGUCCGGCAGCUGUCUGGGAUAACCGGGCAGCCCUAUUUAGGGGGUGCGCUGCCUGCCCUCGCGAGGGGAGGGGGCUAGAAAAGGUGCCUUAAAAAUUGCUGGGAACCACGCUGUCUGCAGGCUGACCGUGGCCGCAGACAAAACACACACAGUCGAAACAGCCAAAACCGAAACAACAACAACAAUCACUCUCCUCCUCUUCCAGCCUAUUCUUCUUCUUCUCCUCCUAGAUUUCGCCGCCGCAAUCCCCAGACUGGCAGGGUGAUUCCGCUCACUCUGGCAGCGUGGAAUGUUCGUUCCCUUUUAGACAAUCCCAGGAGCAAACGGCGGAACGAAGGACGACGCUAGUCGCUAGGGAACUGCCGAGCUACAAGGUUGAUACCGCUGCACUCAGCGAGAUCCGGCUUUCCGAACAAGGCCAAUUGGAGGAGGUGGGUGUCGGCAACACCUUCUUCUGGAGCGGUCUCCCCAAGGCAGAGCGAAGUGACGCGGGCGUCGCCUUUUCCAUCCGAAACGACAUCGUGAGACGACUUCCCUGCCUGCCGCAGGGCAUCAACGAUCGCCUGAUGAGCCUCCGUCUGCCUCUCCGGGGUGGGGGCAAAUUCGCCACCAUCAUCAGCGUCUACGCUCUGCCGAUGAGCAACCCUGACGCCGCAAGAGACAAAUUCUAUGAGGACCUGCACGCCCUCUUGGCAACUGUGUCGAAGGCGGACAAGUUGAUUGUCCUUGGUGACUUCCAUGCCCGCGUCGGCACAGACCAUACUGCCUGGAGAGGAGGGCUGGGUCCCCACGGUCUCCGCGGCUCAAACGACAAUGGUCUGCUGCUGCUCCGCACCUUCGCAGAACACCGCCUCAUCCUGACGAACAGGUUCUUCUGCCUGCCGGAACGAGAGAAGGCCACCUGGAGGCAUCCCCGGUCGCGUCAGUGGCACCUGCUGGACUGUGUCCUCGUCCGGAGGCGAGACCAGCGGGACGUGCUGGUGACGAAGGCGAUCGCGGGCGCUGACGGGUGGACCGACCAUCGCCUCGUCAUCUAG